Messenger RNA from Monascus purpureus, 2919 nucleotides. NCBI's taxonomy places the organism in Eukaryota, Fungi, Ascomycota, Eurotiomycetes, Eurotiales, Aspergillaceae. The record is from the annotation of a GenBank genome assembly.
AUGGACAUUCAUCGUUGUCGUUUUAUACCGUACAAUCCGCAAGCGAUAAAUGCGCUCGCAUUUUCCCAUCCUCCAUCUGCGGACCUAGCUGGACGCGGCGUCCCUACACUUCGACUCGCGGUUGGUCGUGCGAAUGGGGACAUCGAGAUAUGGAACCCUAUGCGCGGCGCGUGGUUCCAAGAGACAGUGCUUCGCGGCGGAAAAGAUCGAAGUAUUGAGGGGCUGGCAUGGACUCUUGAUCCCCCCGAAGAUGGGCCUGACGGCGGGAAGUUACCUGGUCGACUACGUCUGUUCAGCAUUGGAUACUCGACAGCGGUGACGGAAUGGGAUCUCGAACAGGGCCGUCCUCUGCGACACUCAAGUGGGAACUACGGCGAGAUUUGGUGCUUAGCAGCGCAGCCCAGGUGGCAGCCGACACAACGGGGUAAGGAUGGGAAACUGCUUGGUCCUGCGGAAGGGGAGUUUACCGGACAGCACCUGGUUGCUGGGUGUGCGGAUGGAUCGAUUGUGGUUCUUUCUACGGCAGAUGAGGAUUUGAAGUUUCUACGUUUGAUGCGGCCAUCGACGAAGAGAGCCAGAGUGCUUAGUGUUGCCUUUCAGAAUCGUCAUACCAUUGUCGCUGGAUAUGCGGAUAGCUCGAUUCGGUUGUUCGAUAUUCGGAGCGGUCAGCUUUUGAGAACAGUGUCUCUUGGAAAGGGGCCAUCGGGUGGUCCGCAGGAAAUUCUGGCGUGGUCCGUCAAGUGUCUUCCCGACGGUACUAUUGUCUCUGGCGACUCUGCUGGUGAAAUUCGAUUCUGGGACGCGAAGAACUAUUCGCUUAUUCAACGGGUGCAGGGUCAUUUGGCAGAUGUGCUUGAUGUCGCCGUGAGUGCCAAUGGGGAAACCGUGAUAAGCGGUGGUGCAGAUCAAAGGACUGUCGUCUACAGAAAGAAGCCAGGCGAGGCGGGAGACAAGAAAGCAAGAUGGACAGAAGUGAUGCAUAGGCGGUACCAUACUCACGAUGUCAAGACUUUUGCUGUGUACGAGACAAGAGAGAUUAGCAUUGCCGUCUCUGGAGGUCCUGAUGCCACACCCGUUGUCCUGCCAUUACGCGAAUUCGGAAAGGAACAUCACAGAAAGCUGUCGAGUCUGCCGCAAAUACCACAACUCGCCUCCUCACCUUCGUCUCGGUUGGUGAUGAGUUUCUGGGAUAGAGAAAUCAGCAUCUGGCGCGUGCUCCGUGGUCCUACGUCUCUGUACGAGAAUACUGAAGGUCGAAGACAUCGACUUGUAGGAAAGGUCUUGAUCCAGGGUGAAGAAAAUAUCACAUCGGCUAUGCUCUCACAAGACGGGAAAAUCUUAGCUGUUGCAACGAUAUCCAGCAUCAAAGUUUUCUCUGUCCGACGACGAAAGGGCGAUGAAAAAGGGACCUUGCGCAUACAGAAAUUGGAUGUUCCUUCCGCACUCUCCGAAGAUGGCGCCCGAAUCGUCACCAUCUCUCCCGAUAGCCGGUGGCUCUGCGUCGUUCGUCCUAAUAGCGAUAUCUACCUGGCUAGAAUCGAGGGAGCUUCCAGUCCACAGGAAAGGCCUCACCUUCUGGCUCAACUGACUAAGGCCAACAGGGCUCAAAGACAUAGUCGGCAUGAAAAGCCUUCGCAUGGGACCUUAGGCAACUACGAGAGGACAAUACGGUGUGCUGUGUUUUCCAAAGACAGUAGAGUACUCGCAUCUGGUGAUCUGUCUGGUUGUGUGGAUACUUGGGUGUUGGAGAAAGUGGCAGGCGUGGAGGCACCUGCCAAGACUAACGGUGUCACCGAUGAUGAAUUGUCGGACGAUGAUGAUGAAGACGAAAAUUCUGUAAUUGAGGGUGAGCGUUGGUGUCUCGCCGGCCCUGAUACGCCCAUACCACGUCUGAAGUCGGGGGUAGUGUUGUUGUCCUUCCGUCCUCAGAGUAAAUCCGACACGAAACUUUUGGCGAAUGGCACCGAUGGUACCACUAAUGGUCUUCCAACAGGAGAGGAUCAUCUUAUGGUGCUUACAAGUGAACAUCAGCUGGUCGAAUUUGAGGCGCAUAGCGGAAAGCUAUCAGACUGGUCGAGGAGGAAUCCAAAGGCCUGUCUCCCUGCAGAAUUCCGGGGCGUUAAAGAUCGAGCAAUGGGCUGCGUAUGGGACCUUUCCGGAGGCCGCAAACGUCUCUGGCUCUAUGGCACCUCGUGGAUGUGGAUGUUCGACUUGAAUCAGGAUUUCCCCUCACCUGAAGAAGUUGAGGCCUCUGCCAGUAACCAGGAGCGACGAGGACAACUCAUCAAGGCAUCGUCGCAAAAGAGGAAACGUGACGAUGUCUUGGAGGAAGAAGAGUACGAAAGAAAGAAGCCAAAUAGCGGUGCCGGUGAUAAGAUCCCCUUGUCGCAAACUGAUGUCUCUCUUGGGUCUAAGAUCCGCAAAGUGGUCGGCAAUGACGACUCUCAGGGCGAAUGGAUCUCACUUGAGAAGGAGAAUCGAAAAGGAGAUGCGGACGAAGAUGAAGAGGUAUACGAAUAUGACGAAGUGUUUGCGACUACCAACGAGAAGGCACUGGCACGAUUCAGACGUGACUAUAAUGCCAAUGGGAUCGAGGAGAGCAAUGCUACACCCCGAAAAGCCCUCCCUGACGCCAGUCUCUUUCACGCUGACACACCCUCCCAACAGCAACAACAACAGCUUGCCGACCUUGCAGCUUCUGUAUCUUCUUCUCAGCCUGCACGCCGAUGGUGGCACACGUACAAAUACCGUGAUAUCCUGGGAAUUGUGCCUUUGAGCACGGUCUCAGUGGAUGGCGACGCUGCGGCAGACAUGGAUGCAGCAAGUGCUGCCAAUGACAGCCAGCUUGAGGUUGCUGUCGUCGAGAGGCCUAUGUGGGAUGUUGAGUUACCGGGUCGAUAUGUGCGAGACUAUGAGUGA